UCGUCUACUUUGUUGCGUCUUUCUCCAUGUCUGUAAACCGACACACACACUGGGCUUGUAGCUGGAGGGUCUGGAUUAGCUGAACGCCCCCCUCUCUAAAGACUGCAGGGGAAGACCAGUCUCGUUAUUAGCCUGGGUGAAAACCCCGGAUCUCCAGUUCACUUCAGGGGCGGUUAUAUCUCGCUCUCUCAGGUGUGUCGCUGAGUGAGUGAGUGUGGUUUCUGACUCUACCUGUGUGUGGAUAUAUCGUCAUGUGAUCACUCAGUCAGUCAGUCAGUCAGUGUGUGUGAGGAGGGACGGCGCUCAGAGAGUUUCCUCGGAUUUAAAACACGGACUGAGCUGAGUCUCCUGCCGGCAGUUACUCGAGGAAAACACUGAUUUUCUGGAUCCGCGGGCAGUUCGGAGGCAGAAUGAUGUAGCUAAAGUUUUUCCUUCUCUUUUUUUGUACCUCGGAUGUUGAAAUAGAAGCUCAACACUUUCAGAGGAGAUUCAGAGGGGGCUUAUCGUUCGUGUGUUGAACUUUAUCCGUAAAGUGUGCGUGUGUCUGCUGCCCUGUCCAAGAGCACCAUCAGAGAGCAAUCGAAGGAGCGAGAGCAGGGAGAGGAGCGCGCAAAAAUGGCAUGGUGGUGUGUGGUGGCGCUCCUAAUGCUGCUGUGCAUGGACCACUCUUCCUGCGAUCAGCCACAUGCCCAGUUCUCCUCACAAACAGACAUCAACACAGUGGUGCAGGACCCGCUCACGGGCCGUAUUUACCUUGGCGCAGUCAACAACAUCUACCAGCUUGAUGCACGGCUGCAAAAGGAGAGUGCGUAUACGACCGGCCCGAGGAUGGACAAUCCCAGCUGCACCCCGCCCAUCACUAACCUGUGCACAGAAGCAAAGAAUAUGAAUAACAUCAACAAGCUCCUGCUGGUGAACCCGGACAGCAACACGCUGGUGGUGUGCGGCAGCAUCUUCAGAGGCAUCUGUUCUCUGCUGAACCUCAGCCACGUGGACGAUGUGAUUUACUUCAGCGAUUCAAAAGGCGAGAAGACUUACGUGGCCACCACCGAGGAGACUGUGUCUGUGGUGGGGGUGAUCUCCAGGUUUAAAAAGGGCGAGCCGGAACAGAACCUCACCGUCUUCCUGGUGGGUAAAGGUUAUGGUGGCUCGGACAGUUCCAAGCUGAUCAGCACGCGGCUGCUGCAGGACUACCAGGAGUUGGUGAGGUUUGAGAACGUGGUGGAGGCGUCUACAGUGCAGGCCAGCCCUUUUGUACACCGCUACCUGCACGACUUCCGCCAUGCCUUUAAAGACAGUGGCCACAUCUACUUCCUGUUUUCGCGCACGCCGGGCAGCAGCGACAGCCGCAAGAUCACGUUUGUUGCGCGGCUGUGCGAAAGCGACGACCACUACUAUUCCUACACCGAGCUGCAGCUGAACUGUAGCACCAACGGAGAGAACACCUACAACAAGGUGCAGGCAGCAUACCUGGGCACCCCCGGACGUGUUCUGGCUCAGAACCUCAGCUUGUCCAGUCCGUACGGAGAACUGAAAGCGAAUGAUAAGGUGCUUUUUGUGGUGUUCAGCUCUGAUGAGGACAGCUCAAUGUCAGCGCUCUGCAUGUACCCCCUCAGCAGCAUCAACCGCAGACUGGAGGAGGUGAUCGAGUCGUGCUACAGAGGAGAACUUCUGUCUGACGACAAACCCAAAUCUGUUUACUCACCUUACUCCUCCAAAACAGAGGCGAUUUGCAACACAAAGAGAGAGCAGAAAGACAUAAUGACGAAGUACCCGUGUGGAGCGGAAUUCUUGCCCUCGCCCCUGGCCAGUAAACCGGAGUACGCUCUGACCGUUAGCCCCGCGUACACCCGGAAAGGCAUGCUGACAGCGGUGGCUGUGGCCGUGGAGAAUGAAAACACUGUGGGCUUCCUGGGAACAAGCCAGGGGGAGGUGAUUAAGGUGCACCUGGGAACUCACUCUGAUGCCUAUAACAGGGUUCCAAUAGACGGUUCAGAUGGUCAAGUUAACAAAAACCUGUUUUUUGACUCCAGCUUGGAUCAUCUCUAUAUUACCACUUCCAAAACGAUCACUAAAGUUCCUGUGCAAGCGUGUGAACAGGAGACAAACUGUAACUCAUGUGUGAAGUUGCGGGAUCCGUACUGCGGCUGGUGUGUGCUGGAAGGCCGCUGCACCAGAAAGACAGAGUGCGGUCGAGGUGAGGAGAAGAACGGCUGGCUGUGGAGCCCUAACCAGCAGUGUGUAACCAUCCAGGCCUUCGAGCCACCCAACAUUAGCUGCAAGAAGACCACGCAGGUGAAGAUCACUGUAAGUGCCAUGCCAAGCAUAGUGAGCAAGCUGGAGUGUGUAUUCGGUGAUUUUCGUGCCGGUGCUUAUAUGAGCGACAAUGAUGUCUUCUGUGCUCUCCCAAACCCAGGGAGCAUCGAUCAGACACCUGAAACACAAGACUUUCUAGCUCUUCCUGUGAAGAUCAUGGUGAACAGGAAUAUUGAGGUGGCGGUCGGCGAGUACAAGUUCUACAACUGUGCUGCAGUCGUGAAGAGGGCAGCAAACACACCGUGCAUAUUGUGUGUGACCAGUGAGUGGGGCUGCCAGUGGAACAUGCAAGAUCACACCUGCAGCGAUGAAGACAGCACUGUGGACAGCACUAACAUCAUCAGGAACAGAGAGCAGGAGAAGUGUCCUCAGUUUGAGAAUGCAGAUCCUCUGCUGAUUCCUGUCGGCUACAAAACCCCAAUUCAAUUUGAAGGCAAAAACCUGGAGAAGUACAUGGGAAAGUCCUUUCAGAUUGGCACUGAGCUGAUGAAGCAGGUGGGCGAAGUGACUGUUAAGGGAUCAAAUUUCAGUUUUGAAGGCUAUGAGUUUGCAUACGACAAAAAGCCAGAGGUGAAUGUGACAUUCUAUGUGAAGGAAAAGGAGACCGAGAAGAAGAUUGACAGCACACUGCAGGUGGUGCUGUAUAAUUGUUCAGUGGGUCGUGAGGACUGCAGUCUGUGUAAGAACGCAGAUGAGAAGUAUGGCUGUGUGUGGUGUGCCACUACGCGCUCCUGCAUCUACAGAGAUCGCUGUAAUGAAGAGCUUCCUCAGUGCCCUGAUCCCAGCAUCACAGAUAUUGUGCCACGGUACGGGCCAAUGAAUGGCAGUAUCUUGGUCACUAUUAAGGGUUCCAACCUGGGCAUUAAAAAGGAGGACAUUAAGAGAAUCACAGUAGCUGGAAUGCCUUGUGUACAUAAAGCAGAAAAAUACUCUGUGUCUACCAGUGUUGUGUGUGAGAUCGGGCCGUGGACUAGGCCUCCUGGGGAUGCGCUCAUUCAUAGCACUGAGGGUCCGGUAGUGGUGGAAUUGGAAGGUUCCAGGAGAGGAGACUCAAAAUUUUACUUCCAAUACAGGGACCCGAUUCCUGAAAAAGUGCACCCCAUUAGAGGACCUGCUCAAGGAGGCACAGUAAUCACAAUCACAGGACAAUACCUGGACACUGCCAGUAAAGAAGACAUUAGUGUCCAAGUGGCAGGAGUGCCCUGUGAAGUGCUGACCUUUGGUACCACAAUCACCUGUAAAACUGGUCCAUAUAAUAAGGUUGCUGAUUCUGUGAAGGUCACAGUUAAAUACGGCAGUAAAACCUCUAAAGACGUGACGGAAACCUUCAGCUACGCCCCCAACCCAGAGAUCAUAGCCUACGUCCCUCAAUCCAGCUUUAUGUGCGGCGGCCGGAGGAUCGCAGUCCAUGGUACCGGGUUUGACCUGGUUCAGAGUGCAGUCAUGCGAGUGCUGCCCUCUACUGACGAGUUCAACAAGCAGUCCAGCAAUGCAGAGUUUGUGCAGGUGGCUUUUAGUAAAAACGAUACAGUGCUGGUGUUCCUCUCUCCUGUGGUGAAUAUGACGGACCAUAAUCGUUCCUUUAAGACAGUCGUUCAGCUGGACAACAUCAAGAAGAACCUGACUGAUUUUGAGUACCAUCCAGAUCCUUUCUUCUCAAAUCUGACCAGCCCGAUGUCCAUCAGUGCAAGCAGCAUCAUCAUUGUCCAUGGUCGAGGUCUCUCUAAAGCCAUGACAGCAGAAGAGGCACAAGCGUUUGUUGGAGAUGCACCGUGUACAGUAAACUCCCUUCAUGAUGACAAGCUGAUCCUGCAGGCCCCCUCCACCCCCCCUAGAUCACGAUCCAGACGCCAGCGCAGGGACACCAGCUCAGAGACCAUGGAGCUAGUGGUGAAGUUUGGUCAUGGAGAGUGGAAUGUGGGAUCUGUUCAGUAUGAGAAGAAGAAUGAGGUUCCUCUCUUCAUCAUCAUCCCUGCAGUUCUCCUCCCCAUGCUGUUCUUCAUCGCUGUGUCUGUCUACUGCUACAGGAGGAAGAGUCAGCAGGCGGAGAGAGAGUAUGAAAAGGUGAAGCAGCAGCUGGAGAGUCUGGAGGAGAGUGUGCGGGACCGCUGUAAAAAAGAGUUCACAGAUCUAAUGAUUGAGAUGGAAGACCACACCAGUGAUAUGAGUGAGGCUCGUAUUCCGUUCCUGGACUAUAAGACCUACACAGACAGAGUCUUCUUCCUGCCUUCUAAAGAUGGGGCCAACGAUGUCAUGAUCACAGGGAAACUGGAUAUUCCUGAGAACCGCAGGGCCAUUGUGGACCAGGCCCUCAACCAGUUCUCCAAUCUGCUCAACAGCAAGACGUUUCUUAUCAAUUUCAUUCGUACUCUGGAGAGCCAGCAGGAGUUCAAUGCCAGAAGUAAGGUGUACUUUGCUUCACUGCUGACGGUGGCUCUGCAUGGAAAGCUGGAGUACUACACAGACAUCAUGAGAACCCUGCUGCUGGAGCUGAUGGAGGAGUACAUCCACAGCAAGAACCCCAAACUGAUGCUCCGCAGGUCAGAGACAGUAGUGGAGAGGAUGCUUUGUAACUGGAUGUCUAUAUGCCUCUACCAGUUCCUCAAGGACUCAGCAGGUGAACCACUCUACAAGCUUUUUAAAGCUAUUAAGCACCAGGUGGAGAAAGGACCAGUGGAUGCUAAGAUGAAGAAGGCAAAGUAUACCCUGAAUGACACAGGCCUGCUGGGGGAUGAUGUGGAGUAUUUUGUCCUGACGCUGCAGGUGCUGGUUCAUGGAGAGGGUCCUGAUGUGACUCCAGUGAAGGUGCUGAACUGUGACACCAUCUCCCAGGUGAAGGAGAAAAUAAUUGAGCAGGUUUACAGGAACCUUCCCUACUCUCAGAGACCCACAGUGGACAGUGUUGCACUAGAAUGGCGUCCUGGUUCAACAGGGCAGAUUUUGUCUGACCUGGACCUGACAUCACAAAAGGAGGGCAGGUGGAAACGUCUCAACACUUUAGCACAUUACAACGUGAGAGACAACGCCACUCUAGUCUUGUCCAGAGUUCUGCAUACGCAGCAGUCUUUCGACCAGAACCAAGACAGCCAUGAAGAGAGGAGCGCUCUGCUGGAGGAUGAUAAAGUGUUCCAUCUGGUGAGGCCAGCAGAUGAGCUGGACGAUGUGAAGUCCAAAAGAGGCAGCAUGAAGGACAAAGCCACCACUAAAGCUAUCACUGAGAUCUAUCUGACCAGGCUGCUCUCCAUGAAGGGCACGCUGCAGCAGUUUGUGGAUGAUUUCUUCCGCAGUGUUUUGUGUACAGGUACUGUGGUUCCUCCAGCCGUAAAAUACUUCUUCGAUUUCCUGGACGAGCAAGCGCACAAACACGAGAAUGUAGAUGAAGAGACCAUCCACAUAUGGAAGACCAACAGUCUGCCUCUGCGGUUCUGGGUGAACAUUCUGAAGAACCCUCACUUCAUAUUUGACGUUCAUGUGACUGAGGUAGUGGAUGCCUCGCUGUCCGUCAUUGCCCAGACCUUCAUGGAUGCCUGCACCAAGACUGAGCACAAACUGACCCGGGAGUCCCCAAGUAAUAAGCUCCUCUAUGCAAAGGAGAUAUCCACGUAUAAGAAGAUGGUUGAUGAUUAUUACAAGGGCAUUCGUCAGAUGGUGUCAGUCAGUGACCAGGACAUGAAUACACACCUGGCGGAGGUUUCACGGUCUCACACAGAGAAGUUGAACACCCAGGUCGCAUUGCACCAGCUUUAUCAGUAUGCCAGCAAGUACUAUGAUGGAAUCAUCUCGUCACUGGAGGAAGAUCCUGCGGCUCAGAGUAAGCAGCUGACUCUCCGACUGCAGCAGAUUGCAGCAGCGCUGGAGAACAAAGUCACGGAUCUUUAGUGCAGAGCCUCAAAGGCUGGGUGGAGCCCCUCGCACUUCAGCCCAGGACAAACCCACCCUCCCCUCCUCUUCCCUCCCCCCUUCAGGACUCCAAAACUGAGCUGAAAGUUCGAUAUGAUAUGGAGCCUCCCUUUCUGAUGAAAGCUGCAAUCUUGUACCAUGUUAAUACACGUUAUUACAUUUUUAAUUCAUAUCUCUACAGCGCGUUUCUACACGUCUUUUGUUCUGAGUACUCAGUUCGGACUGAACGAGCUAAAAAAUGAAAGGACUACGGAUGGCUCUGAAGUCUCGUUACGGUACUCGGCCGAUCUUUUCCGGCCACAAGGAAUUUCAGUGUCGGUUUUGCAGUUCCCCUAGUAAUUAAUGUCUAUUCUUCCUGUGUGAAUGGAAUCAGAUAGUAUUAUAUGUAUAUAUAUUUUUACACGCGUAAAAAAAAUAUAUAUAUAAAUUUUAUUGUUUAGUUGACGACCACUGCAUCUUUUUACAGCAAAUAACUGUGGAGCAACGUCUGUCACAUUCCUUCUUGAGGUCACUUCAUGUGGAAUUUAUGUUGCCUUGGGUGUCUUAUGGGUGUAAAUGCAGUACGACUGUAUGCAUAAUCAUGCCUUUAAAGAAGAUGUUGCUUUUAUUUUCCUUCUGUUCUGUGUUGGUGAUUUUCGCAUGACCAGAUGCUUUGUCCAAUCCUUUUUGCCGCUGCUAGAUUAUGUUAAGAGAAGAUGUAUAUGAGGAGAGUUGUUGGCCAGGAGAGGGUAGGAAUCUCUCCACUGCUUUGGUUAAAGGUACCACAAGUCUCAUACUGUUCAUGUCACCCAAAGUAAACUCCCAGAACAUUCCAUACCUGCCACAAUAUUGCGUUAUUUAAGAAUAUUCUUUGCAUUCCACAUCCAUCCAUCAUCACAGGUUAUUAGUCCAGGUCCAUUUGUCCACCAUUUAAAAGUCUGAUGUGUCGUUUUUUAGCAAGCAUUUUUUUUGUUUUAGCUGUUUUUAACGCCUUUACUUUUUUGUAAUCAUGAACUGCAGCACACAGGACUUUGCGUACAUUUGUUUUAUUUUUUUGGAACAUUAAACUUUUUUAAUUCUUUGUUACAACCGCCGUAAGAUCUGCUCAACUAGGAGGAGCGCCUUGUCAUCCUAAACAUCGACAAAGAGAUUUUACACAUUUUGACCUUUUGAUUGUGUCGAAGCUCGAAUGUUGCUAUUUCUCUCACCAUCUGCUCUUCUAGCCUCUUGAAAAGCGGUUGAUUACAAAUAGCUCUGAUUGCAAGGCAUGACUGGCUGUAAUUUGGAAGGACAAAGAAUAAGUCAGUGAUUAAAUACAUAAAAGGACUUAAUUCAGCUGAACAAGGCCUUCUAAUCUUUCACUUGUUAAAAAAAAAACUGUGCAAUUCUUAGAACUGUCACUGUGGAGUUUUAUGUUGAUUUUAGAGCUUACCAAAGUUUAGUACUGUUCUGAACUGUCUGUGUUUAAUCAUUAUUUUCCCUUUAAACUUU
Molecule: messenger RNA, 7686 nt
Organism: Astyanax mexicanus (Mexican tetra)
Lineage: Eukaryota; Metazoa; Chordata; Actinopteri; Characiformes; Acestrorhamphidae
Gene: plxnb2a.1
Product: plexin b2a, tandem duplicate 1
Exons: 38
Coding region: 616-6195 (1859 amino acids)
Biological process (GO): regulation of cell migration; regulation of GTPase activity; negative regulation of cell adhesion
Cellular component (GO): semaphorin receptor complex
Molecular function (GO): protein binding; semaphorin receptor activity
Source: RefSeq, a predicted model, not a curated record